AUGAAUUUAUCUACCGGAAAGCCUGUGAAGGCAGGUCGCGAUCGUGCCGACUCUGGUUAUAUCAGUCUGCUUUUUGGAUCGUCAAUCGAGCAUUCUACUACUAUAUCUGGCCCCUCCCCUUCCUCUUUAGCCUCCUCUCUCUACAACCAGCAACUUCCGUUUGCCGAUCGUAGUUGUCAAGUUGAGCUCUCGGGUCAUUUGGGUCAUGGCGGUGUCACCUCAUUAGCCUUUGAGUCAUCGGCUAUCCCGCGCCUCUGGGCAGGCACUGACAGUGGCCUCAUACUUUCUUAUCAUUGCUAUCCAAAUAGCGGCCAGAUGAUUCGUCUUUAUCGCAUCAAUCUGGCCAAUGCCUGGUCGCCAGAAGAUGUACUUUGCUUGGCUUCUGCAGGUGCUAUAACCAGUACUCUGGCUACAAUUGUCGCCGAGACAUCUUAUAGGUAUAUCGGUGUACCACCGAGUGCAUGUGAAAUCACAGAUUUUAGUGUUAGUCUUGGUUAUGCAUUGGUGCAUGUUUUCUACGUAGAGAAGCUUCUUUUAUUCAUAAUGGAUGAUAGUUACAGUAAAUGGAACAAUGAACGUAGCAAAUAA
Molecule: messenger RNA, 588 nt
Organism: Protopolystoma xenopodis
Lineage: Eukaryota; Metazoa; Platyhelminthes; Monogenea; Polystomatidea; Polystomatidae
Source: the annotation of a GenBank genome assembly